GAAAAAUAAAUAAUGUCAUUAGGAAGGCAAAAUCGAACUUGCAAUAGUGUGUAAAUAAGUGAAACUAUCUAUUUCAUUAAGUUGCAUUUUAAAUGCUACUUUUUAAGUAAGUGCCCUGUCAUCGUGAAAUGAUAUAGUUAUUUUUUAAACGCAGAGAGCGUUCGUGUUUUAAUCAAAUGAUUUCCCAUUAAUAUAAAAAUAAAUUUUCUAAAAGUAACGUAAUGUCAACCAAAUUAGUACGUACAUAACGAACAAUGACAGAUCCAAAAGCAAAUAGUCCAAAUAUUGAUGAACCGACACCAACAACGUCAGUGAUAGAUCAACCCACAGUUGGAGUCAUAGAAGGCGCCGACGGUGCUGCAGAUGAUCGAUUGGAUAGAGAGACAUCGGCUAGCGAUGGUAAACCACUUGAGGUGGUAGAAAAGGAGGAGGAUUCGCCAUUGUGUUUAGAGUAUGCCACGCCCACUUCGGUGCCGCUACAUUUGCAGUAUGUGCUGCAAGAGUAUAAGAAUAGCAAAUUGUCGAAUGCCGAACUAUUGUUAUUGCUAAUCUAUAUGGUCGCCUUGGAGUCGGGAUUUGUGGAGAAUCAAAGUUUUGUGGAGAAACGGGCACUGUUGAAGCCGGUGCCGUCUGUCGGCUGUUUUCACGUUUACAAUGUCCGUUUACUUAGCCGUGAACGGGUGCACUACACAAAAGACUUCGAAGAUACGGGCUUUCGCAUGUUGCUCCGCAUCCUGCUCGAUAAUAGCUGUCCGGAGGAGCCAGCUAUAACUCAUAAACUGCAGUCUCGACUCUUUGCCGUUUUGCUGGGCGAUCUGAUGAUGGUAACUCUAAGUCCAGUGGCGCCGUCGAAGGAGCCCGGCUUUAGCACUUGCCUGUCUAUCGGACGCUAUGUGCUCAACGUACAGCUAGAGCCGAUCUACCAACGCUUUCGCAAGCUGGACGAGCUCUCAUUACAGCUGCGCCAGCAACUCUUCCAACCGAUGCGUGCCCAGCAAUUGCUGUCCUUCAAGCCCCAUUUGCAUCCCUCGCUGCUCGGCUUACCACUGGAACUGUAUGAUAAAAUCUUCACUCAUUUAAACAACAAUCAGCUCAACAUUGUGGCAAAUGUCAAUAAGCAGCUGCAUAAAUAUAGCAAUGAGUUCAAGGAACGUCGACCACAGGGCUCUUUAAUGUAUCUGGUAUAAUAAAAUCUAUCUUUCAAUGUGCGUAAGAAUCAAGAAAACAAAAAACAAAUUUUAAAU
This is a messenger RNA of Drosophila hydei, 1244 nucleotides long. RefSeq names its product protein nutcracker. The record is from RefSeq and is a predicted model, not a curated record. The coding region runs from base 255 to 1187 and encodes 310 amino acids. Gene Ontology annotation, molecular function: protein binding. The transcript has 2 exons. NCBI's taxonomy places the organism in Eukaryota, Metazoa, Arthropoda, Insecta, Diptera, Drosophilidae.